Messenger RNA from Hyalella azteca, 3684 nucleotides. Its product is annotated as nephrin. The record is from RefSeq and is a predicted model, not a curated record. Lineage: Eukaryota; Metazoa; Arthropoda; Malacostraca; Amphipoda; Hyalellidae. The transcript has 14 exons. Gene Ontology annotation, molecular function: protein binding. The coding region runs from base 76 to 3576 and encodes 1166 amino acids.
AAAUCCUAUAGAUUUCCUAUUACUAAUUAUAAUUAUGCACUCUAAUUCAAUUUAAAGCUUUAAACACUCUCAAUCAUGGCUUAUGCGUUCGGAAAUUUUUUAAAAUUUUUUAUAUGGUGUAUUUGCGCUGCCAAUCUGCAAGGCUCUUGUGAUGGCAUUCAUAUUGCAAAAAACUUCGACUCUAGUAUGAAUCAAAAUAUAAUGAAUAACAAAACUGAAGCAGAGUCUCGCACCAAAGGAAUCUCUGAAGUUUUAAGCACCAUUGAAAAUUUAGAAAAUGAAAUCGCAGUUUUGAGUCGCGGUUCUUUCGAAGAAAAAGAACUCAAGAAUAAAAUCAUUCGAUAUGAUAGUAAAUUUAAUGGGAAUUUAUUUGGAGCAAAUGUGAAUGACUAUAUUCACCACAACUAUGAUUUUGAUAUCAAUAGAAGUGAAAUGGAAGGGAAUUCGAACAAGAGCGUUAAGUUCGGAAUGGAGGCAUCAGCGAUAAACUUCCGAGAAAACUCAACUGGUGAUGAUAACCCGAACUCUGUGAUACAGAAUACCGAUACAUUUAUUGGUCCUGCGAAAAACUUUCGAAAGUUGACCUACAAAUCAUACAAAUCUAUCGGAAAACCAAAACCCUUGGAACACAGCGAAGAAAUCCAUUCAAGAUCUCUGGUGGAACAGAAGACCUUAAAACGUCGUGGUAAGAUGCACUCUUCCAACUCAAUAUCGGCGAGGAAAAAGUCAAGGAAAAACGCUGGAGUUUUUGAGUCCAUUCGAGUUGCUGGUUCUGGAGUCGACGAUUUGGCCGGCGGUUCUUCGAGGAAGAUUCGAAGUGCUCCUUCCGGUGCCCUCAGUGAUAGUCCUUUAACAGAGAGGUGGGCAGUGAUAGGCGGUAAAGUGCUACUUCCAUGCGACGUCACUCCUCAUCCCGUGGGAGACGCUCCUUUGCUGAUGCUCAUUUCCAGAGGCGAGACUCCCAUUUACAGCGUGGACGCCCGUAAGGGUGGGCGGUUGGACUCGUCGAUCCACUGGUCCUCCCCCAACCAUCUGGCUACACGCGCCCGCUUCCUGAUGGUCGGCGGAGGGGCGCUCGAGAUCGACCCUGUGCAUAGCGACGACCAGAGCGACUACCAUUGCAGAGUUGAGUUCCGGGACUCACCGACACGCAACUCCAGAGUUCGUCUCCAGAUUGUUGUGGUGCCGCAGAUGCCUCAGAUCACCGACGAAGCUGGCCGUAAGCUGACAGGCAUGAUCGGGCCCUACGACCUGGGCGAGACCAUCACUUUGGCUUGUCACGUCAGAGGAGGUUAUCCUAAUCCGAGGGUGACGUGGUGGCAUGAGAGGUUCUUACUGGACGACCUGAGUGAGGUGACAGAAGGUGUCACCACCGUCAACAGGAUCACGCUGCCUAACCUCAGCCGUCAACACCUUGACAGGAAGCUCACUUGCCAGGCUGACAACAGCAACCUCACCAAAAGCCUCCAGGCUUCAGUAACUCUCAAUAUGAGUUUUCCCCCAGCGAGCGUGGACAUCGUGGGCUUCGAAGGGCCGCUGUCUGAGGGACGACGGUACUCGUUCUCAUGUCAGGUGACAGGCUCGCGCCCACCGGCCACCCUCCUGUGGUACGAGGACGGCAUCGAAAUCAACCAGACUAAAGCACUGGAAGUGCAUUCCGAGGGCGAGACGCAAUCUACACUCGUCGUCAACCCGACGCGCGCCGAUAACGGCAAAACAAUUUCGUGUCGCGGCACAAAUCCGCUUAUCCCGGACCAGUCCAAGGAAGAUGUUCGUCUCCUGACUGUCCACUAUCCCCCCGCGAUGAGCGUAAAGCUGGGCGCCAACCUAGACGCGCGGAGCAUCAAGGAGCGGGACGACGUGUACUUCGAGUGCAUCAUCGACAGCAACCCGCCUGUGUCUUCCCUGCGCUGGUUCCUCAAUGGCGAAGAAGUGAAGCACAACACAGACGAAGGGAUCAUAUUAAGCAACAGGAGUUUAGUGCUGCAGAGAAUCUCCCGUCGUAUGAGCGGGGACUACACGUGCGCAGCCGCCAACAGCCAAGGCGAGGAACAGUCUCAGCCUCUGCAUCUGGAAGUGCAGUUCACGCCAGUAUGCGCACCGAACCAGCAGUGGGUGUACGGCGGAGGUCGACGAGAGCCCGUGAACCUCACAUGCUUGGUGGAAAGCUCACCAAUUCCCCAUGCCUUCCGCUGGUCGCUCAACACCUCGGCUUCGGACAUCGUGGAUGUCCCGCGGAGUCGCGCGUACAAUAAAGGACUUAUGUCUGUGCUGGCUUACACGCCUCAUACGCCGCUUGAUUACGGAGCUCUGUUGUGCUGGGCGGAGAACAGCGUCGGCUUGCAGCAGCGCGCCUGUGUUUACCAGGUGGUGCCGGCCGCUGUGCCGGAGCAGGUACACAAUUGCUCGGCGUGGCACAACAGCAGCGCCAGCGGGCAGGUUGUGCUGCGUUGCUGGCCUGGCUGGGACGGCGGCUUGCAGCAGACAUUCAGUCUUGAGGUACUGGACGUCGAGAAAGACGAAACCGUUGCAUCUCUGGAGAACCAACGCUCACCGCGGUUCACAGUGACAGGCCUGAAGCCUGGCCUCGAAUAUCUUCUACGCGUCACGGCCAAGAACAGUCAAGGCUCUGCAGAUGCCGUCACCAUGACGCAUCUCACGCCCAUCGACAUCGCUGAAAAACGUCUCAGUAAAAGUCCCAGUAAUGUCGGAGGAGUCGGGGUCCCGACGGCCUUGGGUGUCAUGGGUGGAGUGGCGUCGGUGUUACUUCUGUGUUGUCUUAUGAUGGUCAUGCUUCUGAAGGUCAGAAAUUCCGGAGCCGGAAGGGCCAUGCAACAGAAAGCUAAACUCGACAUGGAUGCUCAGGAUGUCCAAGAUCAUUGUAAGCUGAAACCUGACCGAGAGCCAGAUGUGAUUUUGAUUUCAGCAGACGGACGAGAACAGACAGACGACAUGAACCUUCUGCAGCGAGAGGACUCGGCAGGGUCUGCGGACUCUGCAUACAGCGGCCGGCGUAACCUAACCAACAAGAACAACGUGGCGCCAAGUGUUGGACCCAACAUCGAUUACCGAGAUGAGUUCCGAGUCGACACUGUGGUCCCGGAAGCGCUCUACAUGCAUCACGAUCGCCUUCAGUUCCGCAACUCCACGAGCGAAGUCAUGUCUCAAUUUAGCGGCCUCCACGAUGGCGAGUAUCACAACUCAUCACCACUUCAGUAUUCUCUGGAGCGAAGGCUGGAUGCUGACCAAGCCCCAAUGGUUAUGAUGAAGGAAGAAAUGCAUCAAAAUAGCCUUCCUUACCAGAGUAUCACGGGCUCCAGACACACCGCUGAAGCGAUUUGUUCUUUAACGAGUCCUGAAGGAACUCUUGAGACGCGUAAAGGACCUCCAAAGGUGUCGUUUAAACCAAGCAAAGAAACUUCUUUAAAUGAGCCAGAAACAUCGAAGUCUUUGAGUAGCAAAGAAGAAAGUUUAUUGAGAGUCCAGAGUUUGAAAGGAAAACUGUCUGGGAAAUCGACACCGGGGCGUGUUUUGAGCGCUUCCAUCCAUUCUCCUCAGAGAGAGAGCAUUGUUUAGUGGAAUGAACAUCCUGCUUGGAUGUUAAAAUGUCAUGUUCAUAUUGUGAAAACUAUACCUUGUCAUUUCUAUCUCAAGAUUUUAUAAACAAAAUUUCUUUAUUGUAUU